CUUCCGACGAUGAGCAUCAGGUUCUUGGGCGCAUAUCCCGCCGAAUUGUACUCGUUGAUCGUGCCGCAUUCGAUGAACCGCGCGAACCUGUGCACAGCAUCCACUUCGAGGGUCUGCCCACUGACAUUGUCCCGGAGAUGCAAGGGCGAGGCACUCCCGUGAGCGGUACGGGGCGUAGCCCUCCUAAGAAGACACACAGCAAGCGGACGGAAAUGAGUGCGGAGGGCGUGUCACGUACCGCGUUGAUGUGCCGGUCGCAGGUGGGGCACCAGUUCACGUCCAUUGCGUCCACGUCAGCGGGGGCGGACGUGGCGAGCGUUGUUGGGGAAGGGCAAGGCAGGGCGGCAUCGCCCUGCCAGGCGAGCGAACGGGUACUUGGGUACAGACUGGAUGAGUGGAAAGCGUGUGUGUGGGCUCCAAGUCGAUGUCGACGGGCGUCGUGUGACGAUGUAAGUCGAGUGGAAGGGCGGCGGGGAAAUGAUGAGCUGGCAGCAGUUUGCGGACGCGCCGAGCAUAGCGGCGAGCAGGGAGGAAGUGUUCAGCGGCGGGGGAGGGGAGCGACGAGUACGACGGGUACUAGCUGCCAGUGGGAGACUCGGACUAAGAGAUAGAGG
Molecule: messenger RNA, 614 nt
Organism: Rhodofomes roseus
Lineage: Eukaryota; Fungi; Basidiomycota; Agaricomycetes; Polyporales; Fomitopsidaceae
Exons: 2
Coding region: 138-611 (157 amino acids)
Source: RefSeq, a predicted model, not a curated record